Molecule: messenger RNA, 1311 nt
Organism: Chrysoperla carnea
Lineage: Eukaryota; Metazoa; Arthropoda; Insecta; Neuroptera; Chrysopidae
Product: venom protease-like
Exons: 6
Coding region: 11-1210 (399 amino acids)
Biological process (GO): proteolysis
Molecular function (GO): serine-type endopeptidase activity
Source: RefSeq, a predicted model, not a curated record
CAAUAGAAGAAUGGUAAAGAAUAUGAGGGUGAUUAAAUCUUUUAGUGUUUACAUAAUUUUAAGUGUGAUUUUGUUUAGUGUAAAUAUUAUUCAGUGUCAAUUACGCGAAGGGUCAGUUUGUAGCCAUAAAAGAAGUCAGUCACCUGGUACCUGUAUGAAGCUAGAUGAUUGUGCUGAAGCUGUAGACGAACUUUUCAAUAAGGAUAUUAAUCCACAAACUUGUAGUAUUUUAGAAAACAAUACAGAGAUAGUUUGUUGUCGCAACACAGUUGAAGCGCCGCCAAACGUCGAGUCUGGAACCCGAUUAGGGGAUAACAUUAACAGGCAGAUGUGUCGAGAGUAUGCGAAAUCUAUUUACACAACCGAUAUUCCAUUCAAUGUACCAGGUGCAAUACCUACGAAUCAUUCAGAAUGCGGAUUUCCAUAUCGACCCUUAAUUUAUGGAGGAGAAUUGGCUAAGGGAAAAGAAUUCCCUCACAUGGCCUUAAUUGGAUAUGAUACACAAGUAGAAGAAGGAACUUUUGCAAGAGCUUGGGAAUGUGGUGGCACUUUAAUAAGUGAUCAAUGGGUAGUCACUGCUGCACAUUGCGUUACUACUUUUAAAAGUGGCGUUGCCAAAUAUGUUCGGCUUGGAGAGUUGGAUUUCAAAGAUGAUUUGGACGAUGCAAAACCUCAAGAUUUUGACGUAAUUGAACGAUUAGUACAUCCAAAAUAUCAAGAUAAUCAUUAUAACGACAUUGGAUUAUUAAAAUUACAUACAACAGUUAAGUUUAGUGCUUAUAUUAGACCAGCAUGUUUAUGGCCGGAAAAUGUAGUGUCCCAAGAUCGAGCUAUUGUAACGGGAUGGGGUACACAACAUUUCUUCUAUCCACAAAAACGUUCUUCACAUUUACAAUUGGCCAUACUUAGUAUUAUGCCGGAAUCUGAUUGUAAAGCACAAUGGAAACCAAAACAUCGCUUAGAAGAUGGUUUUAAAAAUGACAUACAGAUUUGUGCUGGAGCACGAAAAGAUGAAGAAAAUAAAGAUGCUUGUGAUGGAGAUUCAGGAGGACCUAUACAAAUUUACGCCACCGAUAUACACAAGUGUAUGUAUUAUGUCUUAGGCGUAGUAUCAUUUGGCAAGCCAUGUGGAGCUGGAAAAGGUCCAGGCGUAUAUACUCGUGUAGCUCCUUAUAUGGAAUGGAUUGAAGAUAAUGUUUGGAGAAAAUAAACUUUUGUGAUACAAUACCAAUGUUUGGCUGUUAUUAAGACUUUUGGCUGUUAUACUUGAUAAUUUUUAUCAAAUUUUAAGUACUUAUAUUUUUAAUUAAU